Messenger RNA from Fusarium keratoplasticum, 2670 nucleotides. RefSeq lists its product as uncharacterized. The transcript has 6 exons. The record is from RefSeq and is a predicted model, not a curated record. The coding region runs from base 1 to 2670 and encodes 889 amino acids. Gene Ontology annotation, molecular function: protein binding. Lineage: Eukaryota; Fungi; Ascomycota; Sordariomycetes; Hypocreales; Nectriaceae. Gene Ontology annotation, cellular component: cytoplasm; nucleus.
AUGGAGGCCAUAGGCGUUGGCGCCAAUGUCCUGGCCUUCGUCGUACUGGGCAUCAAGUCGGCAAAGCUGGCCCAUGACACACUCUCUGCGAUCAGUGACGGCCCAGUCCGUGUACGGAACCUGGCAGCCGAUUUCCUCCAGCUGCAUUGGAUCCUUGAGCAGUUACUUCAGUGUCGCGCUGCUGCAACUGACACGGCCCUGCAUGGUCAGGCUCGUCAGUGCUGUGAGACUCUUGGCAAGUUGGCAAUGACCAUCGAGCGACUCCAGGUCUCUCCCAGGGAGAGAGCCACUGGGAGGUUCUGGAGGCGUUUGAAAGCUGCCAUUAGCGAAAGUGAUCUGGAGAAGCUCGGUUCCUGGGUAGCACAGCAAACUAGUAUGCUCAGCUUGAGGCUGAAUGUGCUGUCAAGCAAUGCAAUUUAUGCAGCGAGAGACGGGAACGAGAAGAUCCAACAACAAAUCCAUUCAUUCGGCGCCUCAAUGCAAACCCAAUUCGUGGCGCAGACGGCAACCAUCCAAGGCGCUGCUCAGAGCAUCACGAGUAGGCACAAUGAUGGAAGAAAUGCCCUUGAGGCAGGCCUGUCAUCCAUUCAACAAACCAUCGAAGCCACUCAUUCUAUCUCGUCCGAAAAUACCCGAUCUAUGUUCCAGAUACUCAACGAGAUCAAAGAUCGCAUCGCUCCUGAUUCCAAGGAUGAUCCAGAGACGACCCAUUCGAGCGGUCACGAUGAGCAUGCUAUGGACGAAGCCGCUCUAGGGUUGGAUCAGAAGCUGCUGGGAAGUAUUGAUAACCUUUGCAGCUUAAUCAACGAGAAAAGGGACGCUGUCGACGCCUACGAGGAAGACGAUGGCCAGGCGCAAUCUGCGAUCGAGAACCUGGAGGAGCUUGUACAGAACCUUCGAGGGCAGAAACUCCCCGUUUCAGAUCCAAAGUCAUUUGUCAGCGACUUGGGUCGAUUUGGUAAAUGGUUUGGGUCAGGGGCAUUGUCCAUCAACUCGAGAGUCGAGAGUUCUCGAAGGCCUCUCACCCAGGUGGUAGAGCAGUCACAAAGCUUUAGUGAAGCCGACAUUGGAGCUGGGAAAAUUCACCUCAUGGUCCAGAAACGGAAGCGCGCAAUAGACACAGCAGACCAGGACGACGACGACGCGAGAGAAAAAAAGCGAUGCCAUACCGACUUUAGGAUGACAGUUGCCUACCUACCAGGCAGGGGACAGAGCCGCCACAUGCUAUUGGCCUCAUUAACACGACAGGAACUUCUCACGAACAGCAUGACGUGCAUCUCUCGACUGCAGAUCAAUCGAGUUUUGCCCGAAGGGUCGCUGGUAUUCCAGUUGGUGGAACAGGGCGACCUUGGGGGGCUCAAGGAGAUGCUGCAGGACGGCAGGGCAUCUCUUCAAGAUCAUGAUGAGCAUGGUGCCUCGUUACUCUUUUAUUCGAUAGAAUAUCCAGAAGUGUGCAAGUUUUUAAUCGACAGUGGACUCGAUGUUGAUCAUGUCGCCGGUGACCCUGGGUUUCCGAAAUGGCAGGUGCAAGCGCUCCAGGUAAAGGACUAUAGUGAUUCUCACCGAACGCCUGGAGAAUUGCAACGCAUCAUCGAGUGUCGCCGGCUUCUGCUGCGUGCCGGUGCUGACCCAACCUUGAGCGUGGGUGGCGAUGGCAACUUUCUUGAGGAGGCGAUUGAAGGAAAUGUCCCCGAGGUAAUUGAAUUGGCCUGGAACCCGGAAUUCGUCAGGCCGCUUGCAGACAUCAACACGUAUCGCACCACAUGGGGCAAAUCUCCUCUCCUCAGCGCAUGCAGAAAUGAUAAUAUUGGCUACAACUGGCAGUGUUUCCAUCAGCUCCUCAAAUUCGGUGCCAAUAUCGAGGAUCGAGAUGAAGGCGGGAGGACUUGCCUCCACCUAUGCAUCGACAAUUUGGAUCUCCCCGAUCAAUUCGAAGGAGACUUGACCCAGUUUGAGGCCAUUCAGUAUCUUGUACGGGAAGGCGCAGAUCCACGCGCUGUGGAUAAGCACGGAAUAUCUGUCUCUGACGUUGCCUACACCAAGCAUGGAUCCCAGGGGAUCAAGUGCAGCUAUCCUGGUGAUCUCUGGGACGCGGUAUUGCACAGCUGCGGCUACGACAUCGCCCAAUUUCGCUCAGGACAUCAACGCAGAGUGAGAUACACUACGUCAGCUCACAAUUCAAUAUCGUCCUAUCAAUACAGCCGCCGCCACUUCGAAAAGUUAUGGGCAGGGAGAGAGGCAGAAUGCCCGUACUGGAACGAUAAACCCUGGCCGCCCUUGGGACCUGGGGAGGGAGACAGCGAUGACAAAUCUCAAGACCUCGAGUGUAAAUGUCAGGCUUGUUUCCCUUACAACCCCAAAGGUCAAACUGCAGAACUUGAUAAAGAAGAAGAUGAGGAACAGGCAAACUCUGAUGAUGGGAGUGUCAGAGACUACCCGCACCGCCUCUACGUGGAUCAGGGUGAGAAACAGUCAGAAUCGGACAUGGGAGAAGCGAUGAGCACUGGGGAUGUGCAAAGCUACUGGAACGAGACAGGCACAUUGCCUGGUUUUGGAGAGCUGAUGCAAGGCAUGCUGAGUGAGAAAUGGCAGGACUCCCCUGACCUUGGACACUCGAUUGUCGGCACACCUCGGUCACUCAGUAUGGAUCUUGAGAAUCCAUGGCUUUAA